AAUCAGAGUUGUCGGAACAGCGGUGGUAAAAGAAAAAAAAACGUGGACGUAAGAAGGGCUUUUUAUUUACGCCGAUGAAGUUAGUAAAAUUCAGAUUAUCAGAUUAUUUAAUAGCUAAUUUACAAAUAAACCACGUAAAAAUCUGUAUAAACCCUGAUUCUUAUUCUAGUUAUUGCUGCGUUCUCUGAAUUUCUUGUUUGACUGUUAGCUCGCUGAGGUAAUUUCUCACAAUGACAGAGCAAACAAAAAAUAUAAAACAUACAAAAAACACACAUUUGUCCAAAUCCACCAAAGACAAACUGGAUAAAUUCAACAGAAUGAGGGGUGCUGAGGUGAAAUCUGGGGGGUUUUGGGACCUGGUGGUGAUCACAGCCGUAGAUGAAGAUCAGAGAUGCUGGUAUGAAGUUCAGCUACAGGAGAAGAUCCGCAGGAGCGAGCUUCCCCUCAGUGUUUAUCGUGUGUUUGCAGAUCCUCCAGGCCACAAGAUCGGUAAUGGAGGCUCGACAUUGCACGUUCUGCAGCUCCUGAGUGAUGAGUAUGGAGAGACUUUAUCCAGAUUCAGAGUGCUCCUCAUCCACGCUGGAGGGUGGAGUCAGCGUUUACCCCACACCAGCGCUCUGGGGAAGAUCUUCAUGGCUCUUCCACUGGGAGAUCGUGUGUAUCAGAUGUUGGAUCUGAAGCUGCUCAUGUAUGUGGACUUUCCUGCUCACAUGAAUCCUGGCGUGUUGGUCACAUGUGCUGAUGACGUCGAGCUCUACAGCGCCAUCCAGAGUCUAAAGUUUAAUAAACCUGGCUUCACCGCCCUCGCACACCCCUCCCCUCUGUCCAUCGGCCAGUCACACGGCGUGUUUGUUCUCGAACCCGGAGAUGAGCCGCCUGUCCAAGAUGUGGAAUAUAGAACCUGUCUCCGGUUCCUGCACAAACCCAGUGUGGAAGUAAUGCACAGGAGCGGCGCUGUGUUCAGGAAGCACGAUGAUGAAGUGGUCUACACAGACAGCACGUACUACAUCAGUCAUGACACCGUGGAGACGCUGCUGGACCUGUUCCGAGAAAUUGGACCUCUGAGGUGUGAGAUUGACGCCUACGGAGAUUUUCUGCAGAGUUUAGGAACCAGCGCUACGGCCGACUACACCAACAACACUGAGAACGUGAUGAAGAAGGAGAAAGAUCUGGUGGAGGUCAGAAAGAAGAUCUUCCAGCAUCUCGGAGGAACACAGUUGAAUGUUAUAAUCCUCAACGAGUCAAAAUUCUACCACCUGGGCACCAUGGAAGAGUACCUGUUCCACCUCACUGUAGAUCUGUGUCUACGAGAGGAACUCGGCCUCCAGACCAUCACCUUCAGCUCCUGUCCUCUGGAUGUGUGUGAGAAUAAAAACACGUGUGUCAUACAGAGCAUCGUCCACCCAAGUGCGCGAGUGUGUGAGAGCAGCGUGGUGGAGUUCUCCCGGCUGGAGAAGGGAGUCGAGGUGGGCCAGAGCUCCAUCAUCAGUAGCUGCUGGGUGGACAGGGGUCUCUCCAUCCCCUCCAGCACCUUCAUGCACUCGUUUGCCGUGUCUACGGAUGGCAGGACGCAGUUCGUCACUGUGGCGUUUAGUGUUCAGGACGAUCUGAAGAAGACGGUGCCCAGCUGCGCAGACGUGAACAGGUUGGAGGUGUUUGGUGUUUCUGUGGGAGAGUGUGUGAGCCGCUGGGGACUGAGCGUGGGGGACGUCAGGCUCGCAGGAGACGUGUCUGUGUGUAACCUUUGGACUUGCUGCAUGUUCCCUGUGUGUGAGGACAUGAAGACCUCGUUCUCCACCACGCUGCAGAUGGUCCGAGCAGCUCACGGAGAUGGAGUUGUAAGUUUACAGAAAUACACACUGCUCUCACUGCAGGACAUCCUCCACCACAAAGACCUGGAGACCAUGCUGAAGUUCAGAAACGAUCUGUACGAGGAAAUUCUACGGGAAAAACGAGAUGCAACACAUCAGGAAUAACGAUCUCUGGGAGAAAUAUCGAUAUCCAGCUAAAUGGAACAUGUUGCAUUUUAGGCUGAAUUUUAGAAAUUUGAUGCCUCAACAUUAUAAGAACAUAAACAUGAGAAUUUUAUAUUGAUUUAAGUCUUGAUGAAAGGUAGACAGAGUGCACGUGACUUCCUGUUGUCAGGGAGUGGUCGAGGUGGUGGACUAUGGUGCUAAUGUGGAUGAUGGAAUAGAGACCUGUGGAUGUCCUACAAUCUCAUCAUGUCCAUGAUCUCCUCACGUAUAUGAUUUCCUCAUGUCCACAAUCUCAUCACGUAUACGAGCUCCUCACGUCCACGAUCUCCUCACUUCCACAAUCACCUCACAGGGUUCUGAUUCUCUUUCUCCUCACACUGACUCUAAGCCUGUUCACUGUGAACGGGUUUUAAAGCUCUGAUGAUGUGUUUAAAUCUGCUCUGAUUCUCUCUACAUUGUAAAAAUUAAAAAAUAAAAUUCUGUUCUGUUC
Pangasianodon hypophthalmus (striped catfish) is the source of this 2466-nucleotide messenger RNA. It is a transcript of the gene fpgt, whose product is annotated as fucose-1-phosphate guanylyltransferase. The transcript has 4 exons. Lineage: Eukaryota; Metazoa; Chordata; Actinopteri; Siluriformes; Pangasiidae. The record is from RefSeq and is a predicted model, not a curated record. Bases 231 to 1976 code for a protein of 581 amino acids. Gene Ontology annotation, molecular function: transferase activity, transferring phosphorus-containing groups.